GCCAGCGCCCCUUCCACGCGCGAAUCCGACAGGCGUGAAUAUGGCGUAGCUGUCAGAUGCGCUAGAAAGGCAAUUAUUUACUGAUAUAAAGAUGUUUUCGUCGUAGUAAAUACUAGAUUUUAUUACAUUUACCAAGUCAGUUAGUAGUGUGAUACUCUUUAUUUCAACUAGCUGCUAGUGUUUUGAGUAUUUCAAGCUGGAUGGAAGGUUUGCCGCUAGAAGAAAACAUAAAGGGGCGGCUCGACUGUCAGCUAACGUUCGCUUCCUAGCUAACUAGUUAACUAGACAACACCAACAAUGUCGGAUAACCAGAGCUGGAAUUCCUCGGGUUCCGAUGAAGAUUUGGAUCCCGCGGAAUCGGGAGUAGGACAGCCUGUUGUUGGAAUCGCCGAGUACAGUGGAAUCCUCAGCAAGUGGACCAACUACAUCCACGGCUGGCAGGAUCGCUGGGUGGUUCUGAAGAACAACACUCUGAGCUACUACAAGUCUCAGGAUGAGAGAGAGUUUGGCUGCAGAGGGUCCCUAUGUCUCAGCAAGGCUGUCAUCACUCCCCUUGAAUUUGAUGAGUGCAGGCUUGACAUCAGUGUUAACGACAGUGUGUGGUACCUGAGAGCCAUAGACUCAGAACACAGACACCAGUGGAUCAACUCCAUCGAACUACACAGGAGCCUUAGAGACGGGAGGAUAGACAGUGGAGUCAUCCAGAGGACCUCACUAGUCCCUCCAUCAGCGGUGUGUUUAAUGGCUGAGUCUGGGUAUGGUUCAGAGUCCAGUCUGAGAAGACAUGGCUCUAUGGUGUCUCUCACGUCUGCUACCAGCGGCUACUCCACCACAUCCACCUCCUCCUUCAAGGGCCACAGCCUGAGGGAGAAGCUGGCAGAGAUGGAGACGUUCAGAGACAUCCUGUGCAGACAGGUGGACACGUUGCAGAAAUACUUUGACGGCUGCACCGAUGCCGUCUCCAAGGACGAGCUGCAGAGAGACACAAUUGUGGAUGAUGAUGAGGAUGAUUUCCCCAACACUCGGUCAGAUGGAGAGUUCAUCCACAACAACAACGGCAGCAAGGAGAAGCUAUUCCAGUCUCUGAGCACUAAGGACAUCAAUGGGAUAGAUUUUAAGGGUGAAGCCAUCACGUUCAAGGCCACCACAGCUGGGAUCCUGGCCACCCUGUCCCACUGCAUCGACCUGAUGGUGAAGAGAGAGGACAGCUGGCAGAAGAGACUGGACAAGGAGCUGGAAAAGAGGAGGAGGAUAGAGGAGGGCUACAAGUCUGCUCUCUCUGAGAUCAAGAAGAAAUCUCACUUCAGAGGCCCUGAUUACGAGGAGGGGCCUAACAGCCUGAUCAAUGAGGAUGAGUUUUUUGAUGCAGUUGAAGCAGCUCUCGACAGACAAGAUAAGAUAGAGGAACAGUCUCACACUGAGAAGUUGAGGAUACAGAGGUCCGGUCCAGUUCCCCCAGGAGAUGUCUACUCCACCAGGGGAUCACACAGAUUUGCCGACAAGGUGGAGGAGAUGGUGCAGAAUCACAUGACCUACUCGCUGCAGGAUAUGGGCGGAGAUGCCAACUGGCAGCUGGUGGUGGAGGAAGGAGAGAUGAAGGUGUACAGGAGAGAGGUAGAGGAGAACGGUAUCGUCCUGGACCCCCUGAAGGCCACUCACUCCGUAAAGGGAGUGACAGGACACGAGGUGUGCCACUAUUUCUGGGACACAGAUGUACGCAACGACUGGGAAACUACUAUUGAGAACUUCAACGUUGUGGAGACGUUAUCGGAAAAUGCUGUUAUCGUCUAUCAGACACACAAGAGGGUGUGGCCUGCCUCUCAGAGAGAUGUGCUCUACUUGUCUGCCAUGAGGAAGAUCCUGGCUAACAACGAGAACGACCCUGACACCUGGCUGGUCUGCAACUUCUCUGUGGACCACGACAACGCCAUGGUCAGUAUAACCCCCCUACCCCUACCGACCCAGACACCUGCCUGGUCUGCAACUUCUCUGUGGACCACAACAACGCCAUGGCCAUUCUCAGUCUAGUCUUCUUGGAGAUGGGCUUUUCCAGGAAUUCCUGAUUCCCCAGACUG
This is a messenger RNA of Salvelinus sp. IW2-2015, 2075 nucleotides long. RefSeq names its product ceramide transfer protein-like. Gene Ontology annotation, molecular function: lipid binding. Lineage: Eukaryota; Metazoa; Chordata; Actinopteri; Salmoniformes; Salmonidae. The record is from RefSeq and is a predicted model, not a curated record. Gene Ontology annotation, biological process: ER to Golgi ceramide transport.